Molecule: messenger RNA, 2461 nt
Organism: Exophiala mesophila
Lineage: Eukaryota; Fungi; Ascomycota; Eurotiomycetes; Chaetothyriales; Herpotrichiellaceae
Exons: 5
Coding region: 605-1579 (324 amino acids)
Biological process (GO): fungal-type cell wall (1->3)-beta-D-glucan biosynthetic process
Cellular component (GO): fungal-type cell wall; cytoplasm
Molecular function (GO): 1,3-beta-glucanosyltransferase activity
Source: RefSeq, a predicted model, not a curated record
CUCCCUGCCUUGGGUUAUCGCCGUGCAUGGAGCUUGACGAGUUGGUCAUUUUGCGAUCGUCACACCUCCUCCGUCCCGUCUCUGUUCCAUUGACAAUAAUGUUGCCUUGGUCUCUGUUCUUCAUCUCCUUUCGUCACACCCUGUCGUUGACUGUUGACUGUUGACUGUUGAGCGUGCAACUGCACUGACUGUGGUAGUCCCUUCCUUUCGUUGCAUUCGACGCGCCUGGCUUUUGUUUUCGUGCUUGCCUCUUUGGACGCAGAUUUCCCAACAGCAGUCGUUACUCACCAUCCCAAGGUGAGGCAGUCACUCUUCCCUUAGCGACAUUCACUUGCCACCGUCUUCAUUGUCCUGUUGCAUGUACAGACACAAGCCGUGAACCGCUUUCACCGUUCACCUUGUGGUUUCAAAUUUGAGUCAUCUCUCCGUCAACAGUCACCGCAUGGGUAUCAGUCAUAAGUGCUACUUAUUCCCACAAAACCUCUCUUUUCACGGCACAGGCAGGUUAUUCCUCCAGAACGUCUUGCUCCCUCCCAGAUUAUUUCGGCCAAGCUAGCCAUAUCGGUACGACUUUUGAUCUCUGAGCUCGAUCAAGACUUUGAUCAUGGGUGCCAUCUCCCCAUUGAUCCUUCUACUCUUUUCGACACUGUAUGUCACCAUCCAGGCCCUUCCCACGAUCUCUGUGGUUGGAUCAAAGUUCUUUACAAGCGAUGGGAAUCAAUUUUUCGUCAAGGGUAUCGCGUACCAGCUGAUCGAAGAUGAUCCCCUCGUCAACACAACGCAGUGCCAGUUGGAUGCGGCACUGAUGAAAGAAUUGGGUGCAAACGCGAUCCGGGUUUACCAUGUCAAUGCAGCGGAUAACCAUGACGGAUGUAUGGCUGCCUUUGCCGAUGCUGGUAUCUAUCUCUUUGUGGAUGCCGACAGCUUCCAUACCUACGUUCGAAUGGGAACCGAAGCGUCAUGGACUCAAGAUAAAUCAAAAAGCUAUCGUGAAGUGGUGGACGCGUUCCAACAAUACCCAAAUACAGCAGGGUUCUUUAUAGGCAACGAGGUGCUUAAUAUUUUGGACGAUCAAGAUGCUGCUCCGUAUCUCUUGACCGCAGCUGUUGACCUCAAAGCGCACAUUGCCGAACAAGGUUAUCGAAAGAUUCCGAUCGGAUACUCUGCCACAGACACCGCGGUCCUUCGGCCAAUGCUUCAGUAUUAUCUGGUGUGCCGUCCUAACGUGACCGAGCGCCUCGAUUUUUACGCACUGAACAGCUACGAGUGGUGCGGCCAAUCUCAGAACUACAACACAUCAGGCUACUUUGCACUGCAGGAGGAGGCGGAGAACUAUCCAGUGCCCAUCUUCUUUUCCGAGGACGGCUGCAACACGGUGCCACCACGCACUUUCAAUGACCAGGCGGCAAUCUUUUCCGAACCCAUGGUGAGCACCUGGUCAGGGGCCAUGAUCUAUGAGUGGAUUGAAGAGUUGAACCACUAUGGUGUCGUAUCAUACGGACCUCCAUUGGAUCCAUCGGUGCAAGAUGGCGACAGAGUUAUUCAGGGGUACAAUCCAACUCAAAAGUGCGCACGUUGAGCCUUGUGGAGCUAACACGACGCAGAUUCACCCGGCAAGGUGUGCCCACGCCUCUCCAGCCAGAUUUUGGCAACCUUCAGCAGCAAUGGAAAGACGUCAAUCCCACGGGCGUGCGGUUGUCGGACUAUGCAGCAACAGUUUCAACAUCUCCACCAUCUUGUCCAACUUCAACGGCGGGAGGAUGGGUGAUUGACGGAUAUGCUCCUCUUCCAACGAUGGCGUCGGGAGCCGUCUCAGCAGUUGUCCCCUCAGGCUCCUCAGGCACCUCUCGACCUUCCAGCACUCAGGAGAACAGCAGUUCGGCGACCUCUGAAGGUUCUGCCCCACGAGCACUUGGACCAAGCCCGAGUGUACAUGGGUACGGAAUCUUAGGCAUGACGACAGCGUUGGUAGGGCUGGGUGCGGCGGUGAUCGUGUGGUUGUGAGAGUAAGACGGCAUCUGAUGGGAAUGCGGGUAUUUGUCCUUAUGGGUAGACUGGUGUUUCGAGGCGACUCCUGACGACUUACAUGAACGUGAAUAUGGCAGUAUUAGAACAAACACGACCUGAGCGACACAACCAGCCACGCUGCCAUGUCAGAUGUGUGGUAGAUGGAUUGGUCAGAUGGGUGGUUCAGGCAGUGAGUACGACACAAGGAGAUAACGGAGGUUCGGAACAUCAAUAUACUCCGAAGCUACCUUAUCUUGAACACAUCGGGGGAUCAGCCGCAGCCAGUGAGUCAUUGUAGCCUGUUGCAUGUCGAUGGCUACUUGAUGUUCCCACUACUACCCACAUAGAUCCAAAGCUUGUUACUUUGAUCCCACUGUACCAAGACACUCGCAAGACGAUCCCCAUGCUGGAUCUGAGGAUGGUGGCCUUAUUGCGAGACAUUUUUGGGUGAUCC